Pseudogymnoascus destructans is the source of this 3466-nucleotide messenger RNA. RefSeq lists its product as uncharacterized. Gene Ontology annotation, molecular function: DNA-binding transcription factor activity, RNA polymerase II-specific; DNA binding; zinc ion binding. The record is from RefSeq and is a predicted model, not a curated record. Gene Ontology annotation, biological process: DNA-templated transcription; regulation of DNA-templated transcription. The coding region runs from base 349 to 2907 and encodes 852 amino acids. The transcript is spliced from 2 exons. Lineage: Eukaryota; Fungi; Ascomycota; Leotiomycetes; Thelebolales; Thelebolaceae.
ACCACCUUCAGAUCCACAGUUGACUGCCCACUACCACCUUCAGAUCCACAGUUGACUGCCCACUACAUGUCCCGCCUUCAUCCCACCAUGAUCACACUGCCGACUUCAUGCCGACCUAUUCUCCAGUCAUUGAAUAGAAAAAUUCCCAAGAACAUACAGUUACUUCUCUCAGCUCGCAGUUUCUUCCAGGGGUCAGCUGAAGUAUUAACUCGAGAAGUUGCGCGACGACAUUGGCACGCGGAAUAUGCUAUAAACAGUCGAUCACUAGCGUCAAUAAUGCGCCAACCUAAGCUAUAAUGUUCUUAGAACCUUGACUAUUCUAUGCGCCGGUAGAAGCGCGUAUCGGAAAUGGAUGAUCAAAGGGAAGUGUCAGAAAGCGGCCAGGCCGGCCAAGGCUCCUCCAGCGAUGGCCCAGCCCUCACGGGGUCUGGAAGGGCCAUCCAGGCUUGCGACAGGUGCCGGAUGAAAAAGGUCCGAUGCGAUGGAAUUGUUCCCACUUGCGGGAGGUGCCAGGUGGCGGGACUGGAAUGCUUGACUAUGGUCAAAUUGACCAGAAAGAGCUACCCAAGAACCUAUACGGAGUCCAUUGAGGAGCGUCUCCGGAUCGUGGAGGGGGAAGCUCAGAAAAUGAGAGCCGAGAAUGCUGCAAAGGAUGUCAAAAUCCAGGAGUUGGAAUUAGCCAUGCGAAGUAGGUCGGUGUCUCAUGCGCAGUCGCCGAAAAACCAAGGUCACACCACACGUGCUCUGGGAUUGACCACAUCUGGUCGGCGAGAUAAUAGAGCAAAGCCAAGGGCCAUCACCGUGGAUGACUCGAUAUGCCGUGAGGUUGGACGGAUGAACUCGGACAGGGGAGGGGUUGGGAGAUAUAUUGGUUCGUCCUCGGGGAUAUUCUUCGUUGGUAUGGCUGAGCAAAGAUUUUCAACUCUCAAAAGCAACGUGCAGUGGAAAAUCGGGCAUGACCUUCUGAAAGUGGAAACAGACGACUACAAUGUCGAGUACAAAGUUUAUUCGACCCAGCUACGGAAAGAUUUCCUUCAGGAAUUACCGCCUUAUGAGACAGCAAAAAGGUGCUGCGAGGCGUGGUUCGAGUUUUGGAGAUAUAUAUUUCCAAUAUUACAUCGGCCGACUUUCAUGGGAAAUCUCGAGCUGAUGUACUUCAAGCGACAAACUGCCCCGGAUGUAGAUAUCCCCGCAGAGAUAUUUGGCAUAUUCUAUAUGGUACUUGCCCUUGGGAGCCGCCAAAUCCAACUCACCAGCGGCACCGGUGAUGAUGGGCCCCAUGUCCGGAGCAGCGGCGAUGAUACGAUUUACUUUGAGAAAGCGAUGAGCUACUAUGAUGCUGUUAUAAAGCUGGGGACGCUUCGAACCGUGCAGUUCUUGGAACUUCAAGCUCUGUGGUACGUUUUUACUGGCAAGAGGAGCCUGGCCCUCCAGACUACUGGAAGCGUUGUCAAGCUAUCCUUGGAGCUUGGCCUGCACCGAUACUCGAGGAGGUUUGAUUUCAACCCCGUUACAACUGAGAUCCGCAAAAGGAUCUUCUGGGUCUGUUAUAUUCUUGACAGUUUUCUGUCAACAAUAGCCGGAUCACCGAAAUCCCUUCGUGAUCAAGACAUCGAUGCAGACGGUCCAUCAGAAGUUGAUGACGACCUUGUCUCAGCAGAGGGUUACGUGGCAGCCCUGCCCGGAGAACCAACGGGCAUGAUGGCUUUUGUGGCACUGGUCAAAGUAGCCCGAAUAUUGGCCCAAACCCUAGAAAUCCUCUAUACAACAACAAACCGCAGAGGGACGCCUGCGAAGAUUAGGUCUCUCGAUCGCCUUUUGGAUCAAUGGGCAAACGUGCUUCCAGAUCAUAUCCAAGUCAGCUUCGCCGAUAUGGCCUUGAUGUCACCGGAAGAAGCUCUGGCAGACCUUGGCCAAGGUGCACCAGAAGUUGUGUUCAUACAGCUCGUGUAUUUAUAUGUACGGCUGGUGAUUCAUCGACCUGCCCUCUCAUUUAAGCCACAAACGGAUCAGAGCCAGGUGUCGUUAUUGAAGUGCAUGCAAGUUGAUAUACAAACUCUUCUAUUGCUCUCGCACUUCAAGCAAUACCUCCUGGUAUUUGACAUCAAUCCAGGGGCGCAUAUAUACACCGUUUGGCAAUGCGGGCUAAUGUUGAUGUACGGCCUGUUGGAGCUGAGAGAUGCAAAAGAAAAGCACGGGACGACAGGGACAACUAAAUUCGAGCUUGCGGCAAGACAAUCUACUCACACUUGUCUUGAACUCCUCGAGCAUAUGGUGUCCUGUGGUAGAGAUGGGGAACGGGUCAGAGCACAGAAUAUACGGGACAUUCUCACAGCCACAACGCCAUUGCUGCAACCUGCAUCAACCUCAGAGCCGAGUAACAGCACCGGCGGAGUCGAGGGUGGGAGCAAUGCUAGCUCUGCAUAUGCAACAGCACCGCAACUCUCCAGCGGCAGCCUACAGCACCCAAGUACUCCCUUUUCAAGACUCAUCAGCUUCAAGGACAACCUAUUAGGUUCCAGAAGCCCACUUACCUCCCAAACGCUCAACCACUCCAGCGGAUUCACCACAUCAAAUACGCUACAGCCAGAUCCCGAAACGCCCGUCCAGCCGACAUUGAAUCAAAAUAUCUGCCUUGAUUUUAGCAACGACCUUAUACACCCUUAUUACCGCUUCGGAAUCGCAGAUAAUCCAAUGUUUCUCCCGAAUAGUCCGCGUCAUAGAGGGACGCCUGCGAGUGCUAUGGUGCCGAGGGAUAUUUGGGAUGAUCCUGUUUUUGCGUACUCUGGGAGCCCGCCGAUGGUGCCGGUAGAGCCUGUUGGCCAGGCAACUGGGGGUACUGGGCGGAGUGAUCUUCCUGAUGAUGGGCCGGACCCGAAAAGAACGAGGUUCGAAAAUACUUCGUGACGUGGUUCGGGGAGAUAGAUGUAAAGGUUUGAGGAUCAGUACCUCGGGCUGGAGCAACCCUUGUGGGCAAUCUAUAGAUGGUGUUCCGUCCAGAUAUUGUGACUAUGAAAUGAGUCGCGGACUACACAGUUUGCACACACAUAUGCAUAUAUGGGAAGAAUAUUAAUAAGAAGGCUUCCAUAUAGACAGGAACUGAUACACGAAGAGCAAACGGGCCCAAUGAAUGGCAAUAUUUGUAUGUUCUACUUUUGUUCUAGGAUUUUUAUCAUCUGGAGAAGGCGUUGAAAUCAAGGAUGUAAUGAGAGAACACAACGCUUUGGUUGUGUCGUAAACUAUAAAGUAGGGGCAUAACAAGGCUCGAGGAGGAUAAUAGACCAAGUGGUGUAUUUCGUGAAGAGUACUUUUUUGUUGUGGUGAAUCUCAUUCUAGGAAUUCUUUGAGAGUUGCUUCUUUGCCCCUAAUACAUCCCGUUCUCAAUUCGUGCCUGGUUCAUUUCAUUACACGAUAUAAUCUCCAGGUACCCUUUACUCAAGAAGUAAACCAACUAUAUAAUUCUAGC